Phragmites australis (common reed) is the source of this 836-nucleotide messenger RNA. Its product is annotated as protein HVA22-like. Bases 127 to 522 code for a protein of 131 amino acids. Lineage: Eukaryota; Viridiplantae; Streptophyta; Magnoliopsida; Poales; Poaceae. The transcript has 5 exons. The record is from RefSeq and is a predicted model, not a curated record.
CAUCAACCGAGAACAACUCUUUGCUUCUCUCAAGCGCUGUUCGUUUGAGCUCAGCAAGCCGAGCGCACAUCGAUCUGGUCGAUCCUGGUCCAGAGUUUGGACACCGUUGGUCGAUCCGGAGGAGAAAUGGGCAAGUCAUGGGCGUUCAUCAGCCAUCUCCACACCAUCGCCGGGCCAAGCAUUUCCCUCCUGUACCCUCUGUACGCGUCGGUGUGCGCGAUGGAGAGCUCGUCCAAGGUGGACGACGAGCAGUGGCUCUCCUACUGGAUCAUCUACUCCUUCAUCACCCUCCUCGAGAUGGUCGCCGAGCCGGUCCUGUACUGGAUACCGGUGUGGUACCCGGUGAAGGUGCUGUUCGUGUCGUGGCUGGUGCUACCGCAGUUCAAGGGCGCGUCCUUCAUCUACGAGAAGCUCGUUAGGGAGCAGUUCAGGAAGUACCGUGCCAAGCACCAGCGCAAGGCCGCCGCCGCCGAUGACCACAAAGUGAACAUAGCCAAGGCUGAGCAUGAUCAUGUGCAGUGAGAGGAGAUCUGACGACCGAGAGGAACAGCUGUAGGUUGCUUCAGGGGCGAAGCCAGCCCCCAAACUAGGGGUGCACGAUCUCUUACGGUUCAUAUUAGUUAUUAUUAAUAGCGUUUUUAGAUCAGAGAGACGUCUGUGUACUUACACUUCAUAACGUGGCUCCAUCACUGGGUUGCGCGGUUGCGCCAUAUAUCCAAGAUAUCCCCUUCUUACUAGAGAUGUGUUAGGCGUAUCAUGUAUGUCUGAACUGCGAAGACCUGUAGAACGCUUCAGUUGUGGAACGAGGAAUACUGUAAGAACAGAUGGAUUUCCUG